AUGAUGAACUGGUUAGUGCUGAGGAUGGCAAUUCGUUAUUGCAAAACCGCUUCCAGCAUACCAGUUUGGUGUGCAUACAAGAAUAUGCUUAACUUGGUUACUGUAAGUAGCCCUCUGUAUUACAUUAACUUAUUCACAGUACUUCAUCCAGUUGCACAUUUAUCAAUCCAUGUCCAAUCCAGUAUGUCCGAAGUAGACAGAACUUGCCGUAUUUGUCGUGGUGAGGCAACAGAGUCCCAACCUUUGAUUCAUCCUUGCAAGUGCCGAGGGUCCAUCAAAUAUAUCCAUCAGGAUUGUUUGAUGGAAUGGCUUAACCACACCAACAAAAGCACCAAACAAUGUGAUAUUUGCAACACACCAUACCGAUUCCGCACGAUUUACGACCCAAACAUGCCGAAGAGAGUACCUUUGAAAGACCUCUGGAACAAGAUGCUUCAGUCUUUGGGCUCUUGGCUUUUUCGCCGUGCUUCCAUCUUGCUCUACUCCGCCUGUGCACUUCAAGUGCCCAUAUUCUGGAAGUUUGUGGGCCGUAUCCUAACAUACACGAUUGAUGGCCGACUUCCUUCGCCUCAUUUUAGUUUGCUCCAUGCUCUAUUAUAUGGCGCAUACAACUUGCGCUCUCGAAGUGGACACUUGUUGACAGGGCCAGAAGCAACAAUGUAUGAUAAGGCAGAAUCUUUUUUGCUCAACACUUUUGCCAGCGGUCUUGUCCACGUUGUGAUCUUUCUUAUAGUGCUCGUGGUCAUUUUCAUUGAACACGAGUGGGUGGUUCGGGAGGAGGGUUACACCAAGCUGCUUUUGCGCCAGAUCGGAAAAGAACCUCGUACAAAGCUAGCAGAUUUGCUUACGCUGUUGCUUCUGGGUGGUGACGAGAACGAUGCCAGCAGAGAAGUUAUGAUCAACGAGCUUUGGAUUAUUUUUUAA
This is a messenger RNA of Clavispora lusitaniae ATCC 42720, 924 nucleotides long. RefSeq names its product E3 ubiquitin-protein ligase. Gene Ontology annotation, molecular function: zinc ion binding. NCBI's taxonomy places the organism in Eukaryota, Fungi, Ascomycota, Pichiomycetes, Serinales, Metschnikowiaceae. Gene Ontology annotation, cellular component: endoplasmic reticulum membrane. The record is from RefSeq and is a predicted model, not a curated record.